UUAGAAAGGUGCAGCGUAGUAACCUAACAGUGCGUUCAACUGGUUUGUGUGUUUUUGCAGUCUAGUGUUCAUCAACUUAGUUUUGCCGAUUAAGCUAAGCUCUUUUCCCAGGUUUGACCUGAGAAUGUUGCUCUUCGACAUAUAAUGACAACAUUUGUGAGGAAGACAAUUAUUUUCGUCCCUCUUUAGCUACUAUAAAAGUGUUUAAAUUGCGGGGCCCCAGUUGCUCUGCUGAAGGGGAUGCAGUGGUUGUACUGAGAGCUCACUCACAGGUUGACAAAUGUUGUCUGAAACUUGGGGAAAGGUCAAGCAGAGACUGCUGAAGGGACCAUUGAGGCGUGCUUGUUUUCGUGGAUCCAUCCAAGAUCGGCCAAGAGAGAGGAACACUGCACAUAUGAAGCUGAGUUCACAUGGUUUCCACCUUCAGCUUCAUCGUAAGACUUGCGGACGUCAGAAAACCAAGUGACGCCAAGCAUCUCAUCGGCGCAGCGAAGGGGAGAGCACAAGUGAAGCUGCUCCUGUGGAGUACAAUUACCUCGAAAUUGCUGCUUUGUCCUCUUGACCCCUCGUAGAUUUUACUGAAACCUGCUGUGAGCCUCCCUCAGUCUGAGGCUAUGAGAGGGAGAGAGGAGUAUCAGGCCGCACCAUCAUGCUACUACUGAGACGCUGGGAUGAGACUUUGGCUGGAAAAACACAAGGUGUUACUCUACCACUCCUCCACCAUGCAUCUCUGUGGCUGCCGCAGCCCCUCCCUGCCUCGCGGUCAAGUUGGGGCCGCCUACUCUGCCCCCUUGGUUGCCCAGGAGCAAGAGAGGCGAGUCCGACCCCUGCAUCCGCCCCUGCCACCAUCGCUCCACUGCCGCACCAGCGCCUCUCUCUGCAUCUCCCUCCUUCUCCUGCUGCUCUGCCUUCUCCACCUGCCCCCAGCCUGCCACUCACGGAGAGAUAAGGGCGGGGGAGGCGGUGGCGGCCACUACAUCCCCAUCCCUCAGCCCCCUCCCCACCACCUGGCCCUGCCCAACAUCUUGCGCGGCCUCAGCAUUGCUGUCGUCCUGGUGGGAAACUCCAGUGAAGUGGCGCUGGCUGGAGCUCGGGAGAAGGAAGACUUCCUCCACAUGGCGCCCAACGUGGAGGUGCUGACCAUGAAUGAGACAGACCCUAAAAGCAUCAUCAAGAGCAUCUGUGAUCUAAUGACAGAGCACUGGCUGCAGGGCGUGGUGUUCGGGGAUGACACCGACCAGGAAGCCAUCGCCCAAAUCCUUGACUUCAUCUCAGCUCAGACCCAUAUCCCCAUCCUCGGAGUCCGUGGGGGCUCCUCCAUGAUCAUGGCUGCCAAGGAUGACAACUCCAUGUUCUUUCAGUUUGGCCCCUCUAUCGAACAGCAGGCUUCGGUUAUACUAAAUAUCAUGGAAGAAUAUGACUGGUACAUCUUCUCCAUCGUCACCACGUACUACCCUGGUUACCAGGACUUUGUCACCAAGAUCCGUAGCACCAUCGAGAACAGCUUUGUGGGCUGGGAACUGGAGGAAGUUUUACUGCUUGACAUGUCUGUAGAUGACGGAGAUUCAAAGAUCCAAAACCAGCUGAAAAAGCUCCAGAGCCCCGUCAUUCUUCUGUACUGCACAAAAGAAGAGGCCAACACCAUCUUCGAGGUCGCUCACUCUGUUGGGAUCACUGGCUACGGCUACACGUGGAUUGUGCCCUCGCUGGUAGCUGGAGACACUGUUGUAGUGCCUGCAGAGUUCCCCACAGGUCUGCUCUCCGUGUCCUACGACGAGUGGGACUAUGGCCUAGAGGCCCGCGUUCGCGACGGUGUGGCCAUCAUCACCAUGGCAACCUCCACCAUGAUGAUGGACCGCGGCCCUCACACCCUGCUGAAGUCCGAGUGCCACGGAGCCCCCGACAAAAAGACUCCCAUCUCAGGCAACCCCAACGAAGUGCUCAGGUACCUGAUGAAUGUGACGUUUGAGGGGCGUAAUCUGUCAUUCAGCGAGGACGGAUACCAGAUGCACCCCAAGCUGGUCAUCAUUCUGCUCAACAAGGAGAGACAGUGGGACAGGGUGGGUAAAUGGGAGAACGGUUCCCUGUCCAUGAAAUACCAUGUGUGGCCUCGCUAUGAACUUUAUGGGGGAGCAGCAACCAGGGAGGAUGACCACCUGUCCAUCGUGACAUUGGAGGAGGCUCCUUUCGUCAUUGUGGAGGACGUGGAUCCACUGAGCGGAACAUGCAUGAGGAACACCGUACCCUGCCGGAAACAGAUCAAAACAGUUAAUCAGACGAGGGAGUCGGGGAUCUACAUAAAGCGUUGCUGUAAGGGUUUCUGCAUUGACAUCCUGAAGAAGAUCGCCAAAUCGGUCAAGUUCACCUAUGACCUUUACCUGGUCACUAAUGGCAAACAUGGAAAGAAGAUCAAUGGAACAUGGAAUGGAAUGGUGGGAGAGGUGGUGUUAAAGAACGCCCACAUGGCCGUUGGCUCCUUGACCAUCAAUGAGGAGAGGUCAGAGGUCAUCGAUUUUUCCGUUCCCUUCAUUGAGACGGGCAUCAGCGUCAUGGUCUCCCGUAGCAACGGCACCGUUUCACCCUCAGCCUUCUUAGAGCCCUUCAGUGCGGAUGUGUGGGUGAUGAUGUUCGUGAUGCUGUUGCUGGUGUCAGCAAUAGCUGUGUUUAUAUUCGAGUACUUCAGCCCUGUGGGCUACAACCGCUGUCUGGCUGACGGCAAAGAGCCUCAUGGUCCCUCCUUCACCAUUGGUAAGGCCAUCUGGCUGUUGUGGGGUCUGGUCUUUAACAACUCUGUGCCAGUGCAGAACCCCAAAGGCACCACCAGUAAGAUCAUGGUGUCAGUGUGGGCCUUCUUUGCUGUCAUCUUCCUGGCCUCCUACACUGCCAACCUGGCUGCUUUCAUGAUCCAGGAGGAAUAUGUGGACCAGGUAACUGGUCUCUCAGACAAAAAGUUCCAGAGCCCCAAUGACUUCUCGCCUCCUUUUCGGUUUGGCACCGUCCCAAACGGGAGUACUGAGAGAAACAUUAGGAACAACUAUCCAGAAAUGCACUCCUACAUGACAAAGUUCCAUCAGAGAAACGUCAAUGAGGCUCUGCAGAGUCUCAAGGCCGGCAAGCUUGAUGCUUUCAUUUAUGAUGCGGCCGUGCUGAACUACAUGGCUGGCAGGGAUGAGGGCUGCAAGCUAGUGACCAUUGGCAGCGGCUACAUCUUUGCCACCACGGGGUAUGGCAUUGCGAUCCAGAAGGAGUCGCUCUGGAAGAGACAUGUGGACCUGGCCAUCCUGCAGCUCUUUGGAGAUGGUGAGAUGGAGGAGCUGGAGUCCUUGUGGCUGACGGGUAUCUGCCACCACGAGAAGAACGAGGUGAUGUCCAGCCAGCUGGACGUGGACAACAUGGCCGGUGUCUUCUACAUGCUCGGUGCCGCCAUGGCUCUGUCCCUCAUCACCUUCAUCUGUGAACACUGGUUCUACUGGCAGUUGCGCUUCUGCUUCAUGGGUGUCUGCUCCGGCCAGCCUGGCUUCGUCUUCAGCAUCAGCAGGGGCAUCUACAGCUGUAUCCACGGGGUGCAGAUUGAAGAGAAGAGCAGCUCAGCAUUAAACUCCCCAUCAGCCACCAUGAACAACACCCAUUCCAACAUUAUGCGCCUCUUACGCACCGCCAAGAACAUGGCCUCCCUGUCAGGGGUGAAUGGCUCACCACACAGUGCUCUGGACUUCAUCCGCCGUGAAUCCUCUGUUUAUGACAUCUCCGAACACCGGCGCAGCUUGGCGGGCCACUCAGACUGCAAGCCACCUUACCUACCAGAAGACAAUAUGUUCAGCGACUACAUCAGUGAGGUGGAGAGGACGUUUGGCAACAUCCACCUGAAGGACAGUAAUCUGUACCAGGACCAUUACCUGCACCACCAUGGCUCAACACUAGGGCUCAGCGGACCUCCUCCCAACAGACCCCAUAGUUUGGGCAGUGCUAGUUCUCUGGAGGGUGGCAUGUUCGACUGUGACAGCCUCGGUGGAGGGGUGGCCCCUAUUUUCACCACCCAGCCCUGCUCAGCACUUACACACAGGAACAUGAGCAAGUUUGACCUGCUGUCUGGACAGACUCCUCCCUCAGGCCAGGGCUUCAAGGGAGGCCUGCCGGACCUGUAUGGAAAGUUCUCCUUCAAGGGAGGUGCCUCAAGUUCCACAUAUAUUCCCGGGCAUAACUACUGCGGAGGGAGAGGAGAUGAUGAUGGGAAUAUACGUUCAGAUGUCUCUGACAUUUCCACACACACUGUAACUUAUGGAAACCUGGAGGGUAAUGCCAAGAAGCGCAAACAGUACCGCGAUAGCCUGAAAAAGAGGCCGGCCUCUGCCAAGUCCAGACGGGAACUGGACGAGAUUGAGCUGGGCUACAGGAGGAAACCAUACCACAUCAGCCACCAUCACUAUCACGGCCACCGCUCUGCCUCACCACCGCUUUUGCCCUCUGAACGGAAGAGAGGAGGAGGAGGAGGAGGUGGUGGUGUUGGUGUUGGAGGAGGAAACAAUGAAGGGAACUAUCUAUUCAGAGAAAAAGAGAGCGUUAGAGAUUUUUACUUGGACCAGUUUCGGCCCAAAGAGGGCGUCCCUCAGUGGGAACAUGUGGACCUGACAGAGGGCCCUGGGAAUAGAGAUGGAGGAGUUGCGACCUGCACCUCCCUGGUUCCAGUGGACGACUUUCUUAAGAGCAAACCCAAAAAGUCAGAUUCGAAGAGUGGGGGAGGAUCUGGACUGGCAGGAGGAGAGUGGGAGUGCAGGAACUGUCGGGCUAGUGGGGGCAAGCAGAUGUCCAUACAUGGUGGAGGUGGUGGGUAUGGUGGUGGUAUGAGCUGCGGGUCCUCAGGAGGUGGAGGAAACAGCCGACCCAGCUCUGCAACCUGCAUGCGCUGCGAGGGCUGUAAAAAAACAGGAAACCUCUACGACAUCAGUGAGGACAACAACCACCUCUUGGAACAGAUGGGGGGAGGGCAAGGUGGGGGAGGAGGAGGAGGUAUGGGCGCAGGCCCCCAAUCUCAACUUCAGGGCCAGCAGAGGAGGAAGGGUGGCGGAUUAGGCAAACCACUUAGGCGGCAGCACUCGUAUGACACAUUUGUUGACCUUCAGAAAGAGGAGUCAGGUGGGAUGGGAAGUUUGAUGGGGGGCCUAGGAGGAGGUGGAGGGAUGAGUGGCGCAGGUAUGGGAGGGAUGCUGCCCCCACCCAGGAGUGUUAGCUUGAAGGAGAAAGAACGUUACAUGGAGGGCACCAGCCCCUUCGCACACAUAUUUGAGCGUCAUGGGGGCUCGGAGAGAGAAAGGGAAAGAGACAGGGAUCCGUUGUUUUACGGAGGUGAGGGCCGCAAAGGACCCGGCUCACCAUUCGGCCUAUUCAGAGGUGGCGAGGGCCUCCAUCGCCGCUCCAUCGGAGAAAGAGACAUGAGAGACAGGGAUAGGUCUUUAAUGGAAGGAGGAGCAUUCUCUUUAUCCAAAUCUCUUUACCCUGACCGGGUAAACCAAAACCCCUUUAUACCCACCUUUGGCGAUGACCAGUGUCUGAUGCACGGAGCCAAACAAUAUUACAUGAAAAAGCAACAGCAGCAGCAACAAGUUGCCAAAAACAGCCGAAGUGACUUCAGGAGCCAGAUGAGCACGGCGUCAUAUCUGCCAGCGUCUGCCACGGCUGGGGUGAUGUCCAAUGUGACCCCCCGGUUCCCGAAAGAGCUCAGCCUUGGUGGAAUGAACCACCAUGGCUCCAUGCUGGGGGUCGGCCCCCCACGUCCCUUCAAUGGAAGCAAUGGCCAUGUGUACGAGAAACUGUCCAGCAUUGAGUCUGAUGUUUGAGAGAAAAAGGGGGAGGAGGAGCGGAUGAUGGCAAGGGAGAAGGAGAAGAGGAAUAGAGGCGUGUAGUGUUAGGAGAUCAGGGAUGAUUUUAAAGACACUGUCCACACACUGCAACCCUAGCCCAUAUUGGGACAGCAUGAUGAGGUGAAAGAGGAGAGAGCUAGAGGAGGAAAAGACUGAAAGGUAGAGACUGUGAAAUGAAGGGUUGAAGGGGAAAAAAAUCUUGAUUUUGCAAGAAAAUCUGGGUAAAAAAAAAAAUCAGGACACCCUGAGGAGGUGUGGGAUGUUAACCCUCUCUCAGAAAUGGCCAAAGCUACUCUACUUUUAUGUCCAAACACAGUCAAUUAACAUUCCCCUCACCAUCACAAAUGUACUCAACUCCCAAGUCCAUAAUUUCAUCCACCAGUAAGGCAGAAGUCAUUGUACUUGGUUAUUAUCUCAAAGAGGCGACACCUCAUCUUAGUUUGAUAUUGGACAUGUGAGCCUGGUGCGAUUUGAUGGCUGUCUGAGAGCUCCCGCUGAGCACUUAUGAAGAAAGACUGCGAGAGUGGAGAGAGGAGCGAACUGCCCAUCUGCCCCUGUGCCACUGCAGAAAGGAGACAUUGUCACAUUUACACAGGAGAUGACUAGUGCUUCUCUCUCCUUCUCUCUCUGGAAGGAAACAGCAUUGCCUGUCCAUCUCUCUGUCUCUCUCUCUCCCUCUCUUUCUCUGUCUCUCUCCAUCCUGCACUCGUCCCACUCUCUCUCGGCCCCCCCCGCUCCUCCUCCUCAUCCCUUCACCAAAAGAGCUGAUCUUGUUUGCUAUGAGAAAUACAAUCAUGAAUGAUAAUAAGAUAUUCUUAUAGAAAAACAGGGUAUAAGAACAACAAUAAUAUUGAUAACAUUGUGAAUAACAAAAAUGUUAGUACUGAUUAUGAUAACACUGCUUAUUAUAUCACUAAGUUUUUCUUGUUUUAUAUUCUGUUUGUAUAAUAUUUCACUGCUGUUUUAGUAUCUGUAGUUAUGUCCUGUCUGCCCCUGGUGGCAGCAGGAUGGUUGUUUUCAGUUCAGCCAACAAGCCACAAAGACUCAACUCCUGGUUUUGUUUUCUGUAGAAUAUUUUACUCCACGCUCAUAUAUUUAUUUGCUCCUAGUUGAAAAAACAGGAUCUCAAAAACACAUUUAGAGCGCACAGAUCCUCAUUUCAUUACAAAUCAAAAUGCACACGCACACACUCACGCACGCACACAAACACACAGUUUUUGUCGGCCUGAACUUGUGCUACUGUGAACAACAUGUCGUCAGAAGCUGAAGAUACUGGGAGGAAGGACGUGCCUUAACGGUCUCCAGUGGAUGUCUCCUCCAGUUCGCAUGCGGUCCUCACACGACAGCACCAGGACGGACCAGCGUGCUUUGAGGCCGCUCGGUGGUCUCGUCAUGUUUUUGAGCCAAAUCUGCAGUAAAAAUUUACAGCAGGCUUGAGACGCCACUGCUGAUGGUUUCAAUACAAGAACGCUAUCGGGGGAUGUUUUAUAACUUCGUAAAAAAUUUUUCAUAUGUCAAGUAUGGGCUGUGAAGCAGUUGUAUUCAGGAUGUCCCUCUGUCACUGAUAGACAUCUCACUUCACAACACGGCAGCCUUUAGACCACUUUUUUUAUUCAGGUUACAUGACAACAGUCACCAGGCACUUACUUUUCUCGGCCUCUCACUGGUAUCUCACAGAAGGCGUCACUUUUCACUCACAUAAGCGGUCUGAGAGGCGCACACAGAAAGCUUUGUCUGGACUUUGUGUAUCAUUAAUAUAUGCACUGUCGCUUAUGUAGGCUACAAAAUGUGUAGGAGAAGUGUUGUUACCGCAUGACAAUGAUAAAAGCUUGAGCUGAGGAGGAUGUCUAUUUGAGAGAGGCCUCUUACGCACUGACCGAGGCGUCAGGAAGGAGGCCAUGUUGCGAAAAGCUUUGCAGCUUUUUACUUUGACUGAUGUAGAUAGACUUUUUAGCUGGAGAGGCCUCAUUUAUUGCACAGGACCUUUUACUCAGUGUAGGUUCAGGCACUCAGUAGACAUGCCUUAUCGUCCCAUCAACCCCCCCCCUACCCCCACCCCGAGCUGUCUGAUGAUGACUCAGCAUUUUACUGUACAGAAUAAAGAAGCCUCUAUGAGUUAUUUAAAGGUUUGAUCUUCGAUUAGCUGACGGUGUCAGAAGUUCAAGGGCUGCAGGAGAUUGCGCAGGAGUGCUGGCCUGAGAUUGGAGCUGCUGGAAUGUGAAAAGUGUGAUCUUUGUCAUUGCGGACUUCUAUCUUAUACCCUAAUCUAAAUGCACCCAUGUAAUAGGUUGGUGUGUGUGUGUGAGUGAGUGAGUGUGAGUGAGUGAGUGAGUGUGUGUGUGCAUGUGCGCGUAUGUGUGUGUUUGGCGAGGGAAACAAAUCACAAUUGAACAAUAUCAGACGUUUUUUUUUUGUUACUAACCCGAUGAUAACAAUUCAUAAAUUCAGCAGCCUCUCGUCCUCCCUCGCUGUAAACGUAACAGCAUCAAAAAUGAGCCUGUUGGAGUUAGCCUUAAAUCAAACAGAUUCAUCAACACACACACCCCCAAACCUCCUAAUAAAUAGAAUGGGAUCUCUGGAAUUUUUUAUAUGCACACAUUUUGAAAGUUCAGGUCAACCAUAAUCAGCAAGAUGGUAUAAGAAGGAGACGGGAGUGCUGGGAAUGACGAGGAAAUAAGACAAGCAGAAGAAAGACUUUGGAGUGGGCAUCAAUCAGUGUCAGCAUUUGUAUGUUCAAUCUUUUCCUUGUAAAUAAAAUAUUUAAAACUCUUUUCACUUUGUACAGUAAACAGACAGGCAGGAUGUAACUUUCAAUAUGUUUUACAGCAAUUUAAGAAAUAAACAAAACAAUAAUAAAAACUCAUAAAAACAAAAAAAUACAUGAACAAAAAUAUGCAAAAUAUAGUUAAGACACAAAUAUUACUAAUCAUAAGUGAUAUAAUUGAACCUCUUUUUCUUUAAAGCUCAUGUUUACUUAAUUAUGGUAGUUUACCAAUCAGUAUACUGAUAAUGUUAAGAAUUAUGCUUUUUCAUAUUUUCACUAAAGUGUUGGAAACUGAGGAUAAUUUACUGUAGGUGUAGACGUUUGGUGAUAAAAAGGGGAAAGUUUAGUUUUAGGAGUUUUUGCUAAGUUUCCCUUGAAUUGUGUUAGAUUCUCUCUUUUUAAGGUAAGCUACUCUUCAUGCUUUUUGAGAUAAAUUCGAUUAUCUACACAUUUAUGUAAUACAAUAUUACAUGUAUACAUAGAUGAUAUUUGCAUAUAGAGGCAGUAUAUUGUGAUCCUUAAUUUUUAAGCAGCAAUCCUUGUUGAAAACUUUCAAGAUACUUGUGUUUUUGUUGCCCGUUUUUUGACCUGGGCUCUAAUGGUGACUGCACACAGAAUUUAGAGCCAUCGCCGGCCCGGCCUAUCCUGUUCCCUCUCUGUGUUUGGGAUAGACAUCACUGUGGUAAAGGAAUAUAUAUAUUAUAUAUUUGUGUGUAUGUGUAGACAUGCACACACAUACAUGUAUAAACACAUGUACACACACAAUGCGCGCUGGAUAUUUCCCAGUGUUGAUGUUUUGUUAAUAUUGCUGAGGAUUUCAGUACAGUAUUGCGGAAAACCAAUAACGAGUGUAGUUUCAACUAAAUGAGAAUCACUUUGAAGCUGAAAUGCAUUUGUGCAACCCCUUAUUAAAAGGUGCAACAUUUGUUGUGUCAUGUUCAUUUCCUGUAGAGUUUUGCUUCAGGGGAAUCAACCGUCGCUUUAUUUUAGCUCACAUGUUACUGCACCAUGUUAUUUGACUGCUGAAAACAUUUAAAUGCAUUAGAUUCUAAUUUAUUUUGAGCAACUUUGUGCCCUGCUUGUUUCUCUGUAUGAGACUGGAAAUAUAAUUUGUAAUUUGUUGUGUACAUAUGCAGUUCUGCCCCCGUGCAGUCAGAAAUUAUUUCCCCUGCUCUUCUUCUGUAUGGUACUGAUUCCAAUAAGUCUCUAUAAUCUUCUCCCCAGUCCUGAGAGAAGAAAUUCAUCUCUCUUGUUUCAUGUCUAGAGGGUUGAUUGAAAAGUGAAAAAUGUUUCUGCGUGCGUGUAAACUCUGUUCGGUUUGCAUAUUUUUCAUAUAAACCGCCACAUUUUUUUUCUCCUCAUUUGCAACAGCAUGACCAAACUAAAAAUGCUCUCACUGUGCACUGUAUGUGCCAAUACAUCAGUUCUUUUCUUUUUUCAUGCGUUGGAAGGCAAGUUCAUUUAUAGCUGCUGGUUGGGAAGUCAAGGUACACCUGACACUGUGGUAAACAUGCUAUCAUCAGGCCAUUACCGCCUCCAGCUGCUCUGCUCUGCAGCCAGCGUGUGCAGGUCGGACAGUGAUGCAGAGUAAGCAUGGCUCGUCAGAAAUCUUUAUUUCCCUUACGGCCAAAGUGGUCCCAGCUUCACUUCUGUGCACACGAGCAUGCCACAACACAUUUGUUCAAAUGCCUUGUGUAGAGCAAAACACUGUGUCACUUUUUUUUUUUUUUUUUUUUACAACACAAGAAAAUGGCUGUGGCAAGUUAGUGGGCUGGAACAUCCUGAAGGUGUAGGAUGUAAAUAUCACCUCAGCUGACGUGUGUUUUUCUGUCAGGAAUACUGACACAUGGGGACCAAAUAACAGCAUGAUAUGGUCAGCUACAGGGAUUGAUGUAAAACUGACUUAUGAUUUUUUUUUUUUACAUUUUUCUGUUUUCUGUUCAAUAUGUUUGUUUCACAUCAGUGUUCCUGACAUAGUGUGUUCAGUGAGUUUUUCUCACGCAGGCAGGAAGAAUUAUACUGUGAUAUUAUAUGACUGAUUUGUUGGGAAGGUCCCUGUAAUUUAGCUGCUUUUCCAAUUCUCCCUUAAUCACUGCAGAACUUGUUUACUAAUAUUUUUGAAGUUCUACUUGUCUGUAUGUCUAUUAAUAUAUGUAUGGGUAUUGCUUUAUAUUGAUGCAUACAAAAUUUUCUAUUAAAUUGUGUACAGUUUAUUUUGUUUGUUAAUAUUGCUGUUUUCCAUCUUCAUUGUUCAUUCUCAAGAAUGGUUUGUUUCACCUGAGUGAAAAGUGACAGUGACGUGAUGACAUAAGGGGUUGCUACUAAAUGUAUUUCACAAGAUGAACAGGUUGCUGAAAACACCUGAAAACACAACACGUGUUCGGUGAAACUACACAGCCUGAUUAAAUUAACUGUGGGUUGAUAAAAAUGUAACAUAUGACUAGCAUCGGUUGUAUACAUAAUAUUAUUCUUGGCCAUUCUUUUCUCUUUUUGUGGCCCCUUUCUUUGAAAUAAUCCCUGAAUUUUUACACCAUACGAACAGAAAACAACACAAAAACAAAUAAUUGUACAGGUUGUGUAAAUACUGAGUACUGAGGGAUACACUUACCUUCUUUUUUGUAUGGAAACGAUCAAAUUAAUCUCAAUCAUGAAAUUAAUCACAUCACGACAAAAUUGCAAAAAAAAACCAAAAAAAAUAACAACAAAAAACAAAAACACUAAGGUACUUCUAAUAAGGAUAAUACUGAUAUCUAUAAUUAUAAGUGCUCAAAUAAGACUAUUCUUUCUCUUUGUACAUGAUGAACAAAAUGAAGUGUUGAGUAUUAAUAAUAAAAAACUAA
Messenger RNA from Scatophagus argus, 11462 nucleotides. It is a transcript of the gene grin2ba, whose product is annotated as glutamate receptor ionotropic, NMDA 2B. The record is from RefSeq and is a predicted model, not a curated record. Gene Ontology annotation, cellular component: postsynaptic density membrane; plasma membrane; NMDA selective glutamate receptor complex. Gene Ontology annotation, biological process: synaptic transmission, glutamatergic; monoatomic ion transport; excitatory postsynaptic potential. The coding region runs from base 672 to 5834 and encodes 1720 amino acids. The transcript is spliced from 18 exons. NCBI's taxonomy places the organism in Eukaryota, Metazoa, Chordata, Actinopteri, Scatophagidae. Gene Ontology annotation, molecular function: NMDA glutamate receptor activity; transmitter-gated monoatomic ion channel activity involved in regulation of postsynaptic membrane potential.